AUGAAAGGGAUUGGGAAUCUGACGAAGCUGGAAAGUUCUGAGAAAGGUUCCAAAAAUCUAACUACUGUUACGAGCACCGGUUCUUCAAAGAAGAUAAAACAACUUCUUGCCCAACAGAAAGUCAUGGCCCAGGAAACCAAGCAACGAAAGCAAGUGAUCUUGGAAAAGAAGACCCAACGACUUCAGAAGCGGAAAGAAAGGAAUAUUGCAAUGCAAAAGCGCACCAGCAAGGGACAACCAAUCAUGCGACAUCGUGUCAAGUUGUUAUUGGAUGAACUAAAAGCGAUGAGUUAA
Molecule: messenger RNA, 294 nt
Organism: Opisthorchis viverrini
Lineage: Eukaryota; Metazoa; Platyhelminthes; Trematoda; Opisthorchiida; Opisthorchiidae
Exons: 3
Coding region: 1-294 (97 amino acids)
Source: RefSeq, a predicted model, not a curated record